AGUUGACUUUCCGAAGGUUUAAAUUUAAAAAAUAGAAAUAUUUAAUAUCUGUUUUGUUCAUAUUUAGAGUAUUUAAUUUCGAUUAAUGCACUACUAACUAAUUUGUUAUUUAAUCAUGUCAAAUAAUUAGUAUUAAUUUUGUAGAUUUGCUUAUAAUCAAUUCGUCGAAAGUUUUUUAAGUGUUAAUUCAACUGACUAAUUUUUUUUUUGGUUUAUUGUAAAAGCAACUAUGGAAAUCUCUAGACGCUUUUUUGACAUACUUAAAUCUAUAAAUUACCAUGUUGGUCACUUGCCUAAAGAGUUAUUUGCCAAUGAAGAACAGCUUCCUGAAUUAUUACCUAUUUUCACAAUUUUGAUCAAUAGUGUCAAUCAACAGUCAAAUUGUUUGACACCUAAAGAAUUAGCACUUUACACUUCUAUAUCUUCGAAGAAUGAUCAUUUCUCUUCUAUAGAAAAAGUAUCAAAAGCCAUUGAUAAAUUUUAUGAUGAAAAUACUGAAGAUGCAAUAAUAUGUUCUUCUGAUUUAGAAAAUUUAGAAAAAAAAAUUUUAAAAUCUCAGCAAGAAUUAAGUGAUUUAAAGGCACAUGGAGCAUUAUAUGAAAAAAAGAUACAUUCAAUGGAUGAUGAAAUUUCUUCACUUAAACAAAAAGAAGAUAUUAUCAGUUUAUCUUGUUUUAAAACUGAAAAUAAUUUGGAUACAGUUAUGAAAAAAUUAACUGAUGAAGUUGAUUCACUUGGUUCUAACAUUAAUAAACUUCAUAAUCAUGUUACCAAUAGUAUGACAAAUGAUUAUGAAUGUUUAACAAAAUUGGCAUCAAAUAACUUGAUUAAUUUGACUGAUAUAUGGCGUCAACAGAUUUUUAAAAUGAUAGACGUAUGGUUUAAAGAGGAAAAUGUUUCUUCUGUAAUAAAUGAUAAGUUUUCUUCUAAAAUCCAUACUCUAAGUCAACUCUCACAAAGUUGUACAGCUUUAAAGAUGGCUGGAAUGAACAAAAAAUGUGAGAUAUCAAAAUUAAAUAUGGCAGUGAAUAAUAUACUCAAUAUUAAAAAUUAUUUUAAUGAAGAUAAAGAGAAUCUGCAUUCCAACAAUCAAGAUAUAAUAAAUUACAUUGAAAAGCAUAUAAAAGAUCCAGAAGUACUUAUGGACAUUAAUGCACAGUCUCAAUCUACUGGAUAUGACAAUAUACAAUCUCGUAUAUCUGAAACAGUGAUCGCAGACGCGACACAAAAACUUUCAAAAUUGGAGACAAUUAAUGGUCGUUUAACGUUCAUACAAGAUUCCAUUGAACACUACAUCAUGAUUUGUGAUGUGUUGUGGUGCCUUAUGAGAACAGGCUGUUCUAUGGCAAACUUAAAAUGUGAAUUAGUGUUACAUUGUAUCAAUGUUCUUGAAAAAACUUUUGACGACAUUACAUUGGCAGCUAAGUGGACUAUGAAUCUCAAAGAUACUGAAGAACCGAAAAAACAUGAAAAUUAUUUAUCCAUCGACAGCGAGUUUGUAAAAUUUGAUGGAUAUAAACAUUACUCCAGCAUUUAUACCAAUAGUAAUGAAAUUGAAAAAUUAUCAAAGAUGGUACAACAAUGGAAGAGUAAAUAUCAUUAUAGCAGAGAUGAGUGUAAUCAGCUUGCCACUUUACAGCAAAACUUAAAAACGUACAGUGACACAGUUAAUGAUUUAACUAAUAAGCAUUCAAAUACAAUAUAAUGAGAAUAUUUUAUUAUUUUUUAUUUCAUUGGAAAAUAACAUAGGUUAAGUAAAAAUUUGA
Messenger RNA from Melanaphis sacchari, 1766 nucleotides. RefSeq lists its product as uncharacterized. The transcript has 9 exons. Bases 230 to 1705 code for a protein of 491 amino acids. The record is from RefSeq and is a predicted model, not a curated record. NCBI's taxonomy places the organism in Eukaryota, Metazoa, Arthropoda, Insecta, Hemiptera, Aphididae.